Mycetomoellerius zeteki is the source of this 6571-nucleotide messenger RNA. RefSeq names its product tyrosine-protein phosphatase non-receptor type protein myopic (gene mop). The transcript is spliced from 15 exons. Gene Ontology annotation, molecular function: protein tyrosine phosphatase activity; protein binding. Gene Ontology annotation, biological process: early endosome to late endosome transport; endocytic recycling; protein transport to vacuole involved in ubiquitin-dependent protein catabolic process via the multivesicular body sorting pathway. Gene Ontology annotation, cellular component: endosome. NCBI's taxonomy places the organism in Eukaryota, Metazoa, Arthropoda, Insecta, Hymenoptera, Formicidae. The record is from RefSeq and is a predicted model, not a curated record.
GUUUCUCGAACCUGUCGAGCGACCCCGCUUCCAUGAACAGGAACUGUCGUCGUCAAGUCUGGUCAAGUCUCAAUUGCGUAUGCUCCUCAAAGACACGGUAAUUCUUCAUUAUUCGUACACACUUGUAUGUAAUACGUGACGGAGAGUGCAUGUUCUUAAUUGGAUUCUCCGACAAGUUUGACAGAUGACCGACUGUCAACGUCCAACAAGUUUAACAAAGUGAGGACUGAGGAAAAUAAGCCGACAUGGAGGCAGUGCCGAGAUUGCCGAUGAUAUGGUUCCAACUAAAAGUCAGUCCAGAGCCGACUACUUUUGGUCCGAAGCUCAAACAGUACAUACAAGAUUUUUACAAUGAAGAACCUGAGUCGUAUAACAGUGAAAUACAGCAGUUGGAAAAUUUACGCUCGAUGGCAGUUAGAGCACCACUCGACAUGGCUGGAUGUACGCUGUUAAAGAAAUAUUAUUGCCAGUUGCAUUUUCUCCAAAGCAGAUUUCCCAUGUACAAAGACGGUCCUGCUGCGGUUACAUUUACAUGGAGAGACGCUUAUGCAAACUUGGUGUGUUCAUUGGGAAGCAUUCGUUUUGAGAUUAUAUCGAUUUUAUACAAUAUUGGAGCAAUGCACACCCAGUUGGGCGCACGGGCGGAAAGAAACAGUGCGGACGGAAUGAAAAUGGCAUGUACUCAUUUCCAAUGUGCAGCAUGGGCGUUCGAGCACCUGAAAAAUAGUUUUCCUCAACCGUCUGGUAUUGAUCUAUCACCAGAAUUAAUGACAUUUAUGCAUCAGCUUUCCUUAGCACAAGCUCAAGAGUGUAUAUUGGAAAAGAGUAUGUUGGAUAAUCGUAAGCCAACAAUUGUAGCAAAAGUUGCAAAACAAAUAGUAGAUUACUUUACUAUGGCCCUAACCACGUUGGAGCAAGGCGGAGGUGAAGAUGGAACUAUAUCUGAUACCGUGGGUAGUAAAAUCUAUAAGAGCUGGAAACGCUAUGUCAAAUUUAAAAAAGCGUACCACAUGGCUGUUACGUAUCUUUAUCAAGGCCUUGCUGCGGAGGAACAAAGAAAAAUGGGAGAGCGAGUAGCUUUUUAUAAUGCUGCGUUAGCAUCUCUUAACGAGGCACAUAUGAUUUACGAUUCUGCAAACGUUAAAGAAGAAAAAGCCGCAGUGGAAGAAUCGCUCACAUUUACCAAUGAUGUAAUCGAAGGCAAGAGAAAAGCCGCUAAAAAUGAGAACGAUUUUAUUUAUCACGAAGAAGUGCCUGAAAAAGAAAGCCUUCCUACAGUAAGAGGCGCGUCUUUAGUUAAAGGAAUAUCGUUUAACAUAAAUGACCCAGAGGUAUCAGGACAAGAUAUAUUUGCAAGAUUUGUUCCUAUGAAAGUACACGAAGCUAAUUCUCUUUAUUCGGAAGAAAAAGCCAAAAUAUUACGUUUUAUCGGAGCAAAGAUUGAUGAAAAAGAUCAAUAUCUUAAUACUUAUCUUACUUCAUUGAAGCUAGAACAUAUGAAUUUCUGGGAUUCUGAUACACAAGCUUCGGAGUGGGAAUGCUUACCUCUCCCGGAAGAAUUACUCGAACGAUGUGCUGCACUUAAUGCAAAACAACAUGUUAUUCAAGAUUUAGUAGAUAUUAUGGGAAAAUUAUCUGAAACAAGCCAAGAUGUAGAAAAAGUAUUAAAAGAAAUAUCAAAAUUUUUAUUGGAAGAGGAACAAAAGUAUGAACAAAUGUAUAAACCAAUCAUAUUAAAAAAUCUUACAACUGUAAAACUGCUUUUCCUGCCGAAUGCAACUAUUGACUAUUUAAUUACAGUUAGAAAAUAAAUUUUAUUAAAAGCUUCUGAGAGUAAUCAAGCCCUUCAUAAAGCGGUAACAAUGCAUGUAAAAAAUUUAAAAAUUCUCGCGCAGCCAUUAGCUGAUUUAAUGGCCCAAAUUCCUUCACCAAAUGUUUGCCUUGCAGAUCAAGGUUCCGAAAAAUCGCAAGCUAAAGAAAUAGAGAAAAUGCAGACUAAAGAGUUGAAACGUGUUUUAAGUAAAGUAGACGAAAUGCGAAUGCAGAGACUUGAUUUGCUUACUAAAUUACGAGAUCAAAUUGUUCAAGAUGAUUUAACGCGCUUACUGGUCACGGCUACGUCUGAAUCUGUCUCUCUGGAUCGUUUAUUUGCGGACCAACUUAACAAGCAUCAAAGCUUGGUAAGCUUGAUAGAACAAAAUCUUGCUGCACAAGAUAAUAUAUUAGCAGCUUUAACGGACGCGUAUGCACAGACUGCUAAUGUACGUAAAAGUGUGGAGGAAGUAUUGAAACGGAGAGAAAUGACCAUAUCUUCUUUAAUCAAUUCUUAUGACGCGUAUGAGGAUUUGUUAGCGAAAUCGAGCAAAGGCUUAGAAUUUUAUAGGAAAUUAGAAAUAAAUGUUUCAAAGCUGUUACAGCGAGUUAAAAGUACAUGCAAAGUGCAAGAAGAAGAACGAGAGCAAAUACUUGCACAGGACAAUAAGAAUACGUACGAGAAAGUUGACGCAACAAUACCAUCGACUUACGAUCAAGCACGUCCUCGAUCAGGUAAUGGCCUGAAGCUGAAGGAUUACUUGAACAGCAGAGCGGAAGGCGGCACCGGUUAUCAAAAUCCAUAUUAUAAUUUAUACAAAGGGCAUGUUGCAUCGAUGCAAAUGGAUUCGAAAUCAUUGACAACUGACAUGGGAAAUAAAAAUGUAAUUCAAUCUCCAAGUACAAUACCCGUAUCGGAAAUUCCGUCCUCGGCUGUGAAGUCAUCACAACAUUAUUAUCCUGCAACGUACGCUGAUUAUAGAGCAAGCUCUCCAUAUCCGUAUGGUACACAGACUUAUUAUGAAAAUCCGGUUGCUAAUAGCAUCUUAAGUCAGAAUUACUUGCCGACUGCUACGAACACUACGAAUGUGUAUCAACAACCAACUCUAUCCACGUCAACUGCAGGCGCAUCUAAUUCGAGUGUACAAUAUCCUGCUAGUUCCUAUCUACCUAAUGGACAAACUCUACCUGCAGCCACCAGCCAAGACAAAUUCCACGACGUCUCUUCUAAUUACAAUGUUUCCAAUACUUUGCAGUAUGACGCUUAUCAAUCGCCAACGGGAUAUAACAGCUAUAACAUUGCAACACCGUACGUUCCCAAUCAAGAGAAAGUUACAGUUAAGAACGGAACGGCUGAGACGUCCACGCAUAUUCAACCAGUACCGCAAAUGCCUGUCUCUACUAUCGGAGAUGCAGUAGCGAGCAGCACCAUGUCGAUGAUCGAUGGUCAAGGGCAAGCUUCUUACAACAUUGUGCAACAAACUCAGCUAUAUAAUAAUCAACAAAAGACAACUUUAAAUCAAGAAAUGUUUCACAGCCCAAACGCUGUUAGAUCUCAAGAAACGAUGCUAGCAAAGGACAAUACAUUGACGCAGAAUUAUUCACUCCCUCAGACUGCUCACUCCGAAAUCACGUAUUCGCAAAACUAUCAAAAUACUACGUAUUACAAUCCAACGGAACUGCAAGCUCAGCAUGUCCCAUAUACUCAAAGUACAUACGACACAGCUGUCGUUCCUCCAACGCAAUAUAUGCAAUCGCCGCAACCGAGUACGAGCAAUCAAUCUGUACAUUCUGUACCAUCAACAAAUGAAGCCUCAGGAUCAUAUUCUCCGAGUUUACACGGUGUUAAUCCUGUCCAGUAUUCGCAACAGACCGGUACAGAGCCGAGUAAGCAGAAUUACACGAAUAAGACGUAUGCCGCAUAUGGCACACAAGUGCAAAUGAACACUGUGGCUUCAAAUUAUCCAAAUACUUAUCAGAAUUAUCAGCAUGGUACCACUGGUGCGCCAUACGAACAGACCAGCAUGCUACCUGGGGACGCGUCCAGCACGUAUGCCUACAUAAAUAGCUCGAGUAGCUCGGAAAUAAUACAGAGCCAUGCAAAACCGACGACGGUGCAAAGUUACUCACAAUCGUAUCAAUAUUCGCAGCAAGUUCCUUAUUCGGGAUAUGUGCAGUAUCCAAAUUAUUCGCAAGAUCAAAAUUAUGCCUACAUGCAAAACGCACAUGGAGGCAAUACAAUGGCAUAUACGUAUAAUCCUGCUAAUCAGGCGCAGGGCUAUACUUAUGCAUCUAAUCCUCAAGGUACACAGACUUCUCAGACAUUGGAGGCGACGGUUUCAGUAACAUCCUCUGAUGUUACGGCUAGUGGCAUUUAUCAGCAGCAAGAGAUAAAUGCAAGAUACACGAACGCGGGCAAUAAUGCUGUGGUUAGUCAAACACUAUCCUCGCAAUACAGUCAAGUUUAUCAAUCUCAAACAGGAAACGAUACGUAUUAUACCACGCCUUAUGGUCUUCAAAUGCAGGGUCAAGCUGGUUCAGUAACAAGACCUGAAAAUUACACUAAUUAUAAUCAGACGUACAUGCAAGCCGUCAACAAUGGAACGAACACAACAACAAGUGCUAAUCCGAUGAAGCUCACUACCAAAUCCGAGGAACCGAAAUCGAACGUCGAUCUUCUUUCUGACCUCGACAUUACUAUAAAUCAUGCACCUCUUGUGCCAGAAGUACGACCUCUUUCUACAGUACAGAAAAAAGAGGAAGCAAUAACAGCUGACACCACGGAAGAUGAUAAGACAGAAAAAAGCGAGCAAGGUAAAUCUUAUAAAACUGAACAAGAAGUUACAAUUCCCACUGAAGACAAAAAUGAUCACGAGAACUUACAAAUUGUAUGGGAUACGUGGUACAAUGAUGUUCAACCGAAAAAAGAUCCGCUAGGAGAACCAGCAGCAUUACAAAAGUUCAUUAAUGACGUUGAAAAAUAUGAAAAAUUUGUAGAUAGUUUACUCGUAAAAACUUUAAGUGGAGCAACAAAUCUUGAUAUCAAAUGGAAAGAAGUUCAGGAUUUCGAAGAACGAGAAAAUGGAAAACAAUCAAGCACUGUAGCGUUAGCUCACUCGUCUGAAAAUCGAACAAUUGAUUGUAUUCCAUAUGAUACGACACGAGUGCAAAUAUCGUCAUCGGAUGUUUCAUUAUACAUAAAUGCAUCUCACAUUAUGGAAAUCACGCAGUGGAUACCUACAGCAUUUAUUAUAACUCAAACACCUUUAAUAAAUAAAUUAGACGUUUUUUGGACGAUGGUCUGGGAACAAGAGAGUGAAGUUAUUGCAUGCUUAGCAUCUGAUGCUCAGUUGAAUGGAGAAUUAUAUUGGCCCAUAAGUGAAGAGGACAACUUAGAUGUAGGAAAUUUUACUGUUUCACUAAAAAAGAUAGUUAAUCAUACAACUUAUAUUCAAAGAACUCUUUCUAUUCAACAUAAUAAAAAGAAAUUUGAGAGAGUUAUUGUACACAUGCAAUUUCUUGUGUGGCCUUCAAAUGGUUUUCCCAGUAGUCCCGGUGCUAUACUUGCAUUUUCAAGCGAUGUAAUGACAGAGCAGGCAUUAAGACGUUGUUCUCCUAAGCCGGUAAUUGUACAUUGUUUAGAUGGCGGUUCGUUGAGCAGUCUAUUUUUAGUGGCCGCUGCGACUGUAUGUCACAUACGAGCUGAUUGUGGAAUCGUAGAUGUACCAUUGGUUUUUAAAGGCCUUGCGAAAUGUCGCAAACAAGUCGUAAAUAAGGAAUCAUUAUUAUUUGCAUACAGACUCGUAUUGUACCACGCUCAGGACAUCUUAAUGAAACGCGGUAUUUUAUCUUCUACUCGAGCCACAUUUGACAAUUUGGAUGGAUUCAAAGGGAACAAGGAAAAAACAUCGCGAAAAUUACAAUGCCAUCCUUCGGAUGAUUUUCUUCAUAAUCUCGGGGUAGGAAUGCAACGUCCUGAUUCUGAACAAUCAGGGAAAACACAAACAAUUUUAACAAGCGAUAGCACGUCGAGUAAAAGUUCAGCGUCACAAGAAAAAUCUAAUGGCAGAGUCAUUGAUCCCUUGAGUCAAUUGGAUCCUUUGUGGUCCAUCAGAAGAUAAUUACACAACGCUAGGAAUGUAAAUUCCACAAUGCAGCUUUAAACGAUUAUUUAAACGAAAUAGGCAUUCCUAUCUUUGUUAAAGUGAUUGAAAAUAUUGAGCUAGAAUUUUUAAAAUAGCUUGUAUAAAUAAUGUUAUAAUAUAUAUGGAAGAGUAACACAAUGCAUCUAAAUUAGCCUUGAAAUAAAAGACAUUUAUUCAAGUAUUUGUGUGCUAAUCCUUUUAACAGUUUUACUGUCUGUUAAAUAUAUAGAAUAAAAAAUAUAAAACAUAUGCCUUCUAUUUGUUCAUUUUUCAUGUUUAUACAUUUCAAUUGGCCUAAAUAAUGCAAUCUAAUUGCAUUACUUCGUUUAUACUCGCUAUAUUUAGGCUGUAAUGUAUAAUUAAGUAAGUAAAUAUAACAUAACUUGUAUUUCUUUAGCGUUGUAAUAUAAUUGAUUUAAUAUUCUUGACUGUACUUGUGUGUUUCCAUAAGAAAUAAUUAUAUAAACUUUAUGACAUAUUCGUUUCCAACGUAAUUCAUUCACAGAUAACGAAGAUACUUUAAACCAGUGAUGCACAAUCUGCGGCACACCGGAAAUAAAAAAAAUAUAAAAAUCAUAUUUUAUACAAACAAAAUAAAUAUUAUACCCAUAAUA